Molecule: messenger RNA, 5248 nt
Organism: Motacilla alba alba
Lineage: Eukaryota; Metazoa; Chordata; Aves; Passeriformes; Motacillidae
Gene: CMKLR1
Product: chemerin chemokine-like receptor 1
Exons: 3
Coding region: 1829-3169 (446 amino acids)
Biological process (GO): positive regulation of macrophage chemotaxis; phospholipase C-activating G protein-coupled receptor signaling pathway; complement receptor mediated signaling pathway
Cellular component (GO): plasma membrane
Molecular function (GO): complement receptor activity; G protein-coupled receptor activity
Source: RefSeq, a predicted model, not a curated record
CUCUGGGUUUAUAUAUAUUUGUUAAUUUGUGCUUUGUUACAGGGGUUUGGAAGGAAAGGUUUGCUGGAGAUUUGCAACCAGCUGAGGUUUUUUGCUGCCCUGUUGUUAUACAGUGGGUUUGGGAUCUCUGAGAUCCCCACUGCCCUUCACCCCAAACCCCCUAAUUUUCCCCUAAAAUCCCAACCUCUUUAGGAGCUGGGCUUUGCAGCCUGCGGGGUGGGAAAACAGCGCAGAAGGGAGAGGAGCUGGCAGUGAAUUUGGGGGGGUUGGUGUCCUGACAGUGUGGCAGUGUCCCCUGGCUGGGGACAGGGAGAACAGGGUGGCUUUUCUUCGCCGUGCUGAUCAGCAUUCAGCUGGGGACACAGAGCACAGCUGGGAGGAUGCUCCCAUGGAUCCGGGGUGACUUCCUCGCUCGGGGGGGGGGCCGAGUCUGCUGUCCCCAGCCAUGCCACAUCCCCUGCGGGGUCACGUCCCUCCUGCAGCCCUAUUUCUGGUUUCUUGGGUUUCUUUCCCGUUGUACGCCCCAAAUCCAGAGCGAUGUCCUCAAGGCUUUUGUCCCCUGACCAAGCCCAAGCCGUGGCUGGGGACAGCAUCACUGCACUGCUGGGAUGUAGCAGGGAGGAUGCUCUGAAAAAAGGAGGGUUGGUUUUUUUUUCCUUUUUAUUGCCUGAGAAGUGCCAGGAGAAAACCUUGGAUUAUUAGAAGAGAGUAGAGGAGAUGAAAGAACUUUCAUUAUCUUUGAAGCCAAGUCGUUUUGAGCAGCUCAGAAGUACAAACUGCCCUUUUUCAAGGAAAUCUUUGCCUGUGUAGGUGCAAACGCCCAAAAUUUUCCCCUUUAAUCCUCCAACCUUCCCAAGAAUAGAAUGGAUGGAGCAAAAGGCCAGGAUUUUACAAACGGGGUGGCUCUUUCAGCUCUUGGUGCCAGGGAAGGCCAGGUUCCUCUGCUGGAGUUUCACCCUGGGAGGGGCCUUUCCUGACCCAAAUUUUGAGGUUAAACCCCUUUUUCUGGCAGGAUUGGGGUGCUUUCCCCAUGGGGGUGACCCCGCACUGUGGCCAGGAGGAUCUGUGGGAUCCAUCCCAUCCUAUCCCGCUCAGCCCGGCUGGCUCUGCCCAGAUAAACACUGACUCAUGUUUUUCUGUCCCACCCUGGGCACAGCAGCUUUUUUAAGGCUGCCUUUUCCAGCUAUUCCCCUUUUUCCUGUGCCGUUCACAUGGGCAUGGUGCAGCCUCAGGGAUGCAGGGACAGGCGGGGGAUGCCAGAGGCUGCCGGGUAGGGGGGUCCCAGAUCCGGGAUGGAGAGCUGGGAUGUGUCUGAGUGGAUGCAGAACAACAUCCCUGACCUCAUCCUCCCCCGGUAUGUGCCGGGAUGCUGCCGGUGCUCGAGCCGCCCGUCGGGAAUCCCACCCGGCCUUCCCUGGGUACCAAGACAAACACAGCUGCGGGAAUGACGGAGAAAAGGCUAUUUUGGCUCAUGCCUUAGGCCGGUGUGGAGGGAGCUGCCGUUGUGCCCUGGGACACUGAAGUGUCACCUGUCCCCCAUCCCGACAGAGACGAGAGAGGUGAGAGGGUGCCUGGUGUCAGUGGUGUGUGGGGAGAUUCCCUUUGGGUUUUCAGGACAAAAAAAUUCCAAUUCAGAACAAAAUAAAAAAGAGAGAGGAGCCAUAAUAUGUUGCAGAUUGGAAAGCCAGAGCUGUUGACGAGCUGUUAAUGAGCAUUAUCCCGGUUUUCCCCCUGGAAGUAGGCGGGUGAUCAACGUUUUCUGCAGGAUGAGGCUGCAGCCACAUCCUGGUGGAGCUGAGGGACUGAAUCACGUCCUGAUGUCUCAUGGAUGGGGGUGGAAAUCAGGGAGGAGCUGUGGGAGCAUCUUGUUCGGGACCUGUGGGGUUCUCACGGGAUCCCCCAUUCCUGCGUGUUUGUCCCUUCGCUCCCUGUCCCCAGUUCCCACACGUGCUGGGGGCUGCUGUCCCUCCCGCUCUCCUCACUGCGAUUAACACCAAGUGUUUGCUCAGCAGGGGAAAAUCCCCGGCUGCAGAUCCCAGCUCCCCGGGAUCACCCGGAUCAGCUGCCGUUCCCACGGACGAUGGCGCUUCCCAACCAGUCCGAUUACCUGGACGGCCUCAACAAUAACUACAGCGACUACCCCGACUACACCUACGAGGACUCCAGCAGCGCGUGGGCAGACCCGGCCCGCGACCCCAAGGACAUCACCAGGAUCCUGUCCGUCAUCAUCUACAGCGUGUCCUGCGUGCUGGGCAUCCUGGGCAACGGCCUCGUUAUCGCCAUCAUCACCCUGAAGAUGAAGAAGUCGGUCAACGCGGUCUGGUUUCUCAACCUGGCCGUGGCCGACUUCCUCUUCAACAUCUUCCUGCCCAUCAACAUCGCCUACACGGCCAUGAGCUACCACUGGAUCUUCGGCACGGUCAUGUGCAAGCUCAACUCCUUCCUCCUCAUCCUCAACAUGUACACCAGCGUCCUGCUGCUCACCACCAUCAGCUUCGACCGCUACGUGUCCGUGGUGUUCCCGGUGUGGUCGCAGAACCACCGCUCCACCAACCUGGCCUACGGCGUGUGCGUGAUCAUCUGGACCGUGGGCAUCGUCAUGAGCUGCCCCUCGCUCGUCUUCCGGGACACGGCGCAGACCCGCAACUCCGUGAUUUGUUUCAGCAACUUUUCCCUCUCCAGGAAUAGAUCCUACGAAGGGCUGGCUCUGAUGAGGCACCGCACCGUGAACAUCACCAGGUUCCUGGCCGGGUACAUCCUCCCCAUCACCAUCAUCACCUUCUGCUACGUCGCCAUCGUCUUCAACCUGCGCCGGAACCGCCUGGCCAAGUCCAAGAAGCCCUUCAAGAUCAUUGUCACCAUCAUCGUCACCUUCUUCCUCUGCUGGAGUCCCUACCACCUGCUGAACCUGCUGGAGACGGUGCCCGACACCGUGCCCUGGUCUGUGUUUGAGAUCUUCAUCCCGCUCACCACGGCUCUGGCAGCCUCCAACAGCUGCAUGAACCCCGUCCUCUACGUCUUCAUGGGCCAGGACUUCAAGAAGUUCAAGGUGACCCUCCUUUCCAGGCUGGUGAACGCCCUCAGCGAGGAGACAGGACACUCCAGCAUCGUGCACAGGAGCUUCUCCAAGAUCUCCUCCAUGACUGAGAAAGAGACAACAGUUGUCUAAACUCAGCCUGCAGGAGGGACAGGAUUCCCUGGAGCUGUGGCCAGCCCUGGGGUGGGUCAAGCGUUGUCCAGCACUGUCCUACAGCCCAUUUUUGACUGGUGUUGCUGCCUGGGGGCUGUCAGGGGAUGGAGACCCCCACGGCAUGGAGAAGACACAACCACCCUUGAUCUUGUAUGGGAUUCCAAAAAUCCUUGUGCCAAUCUGAGAACACAUUUUUGGGCAUUCCCACCCAAACUGUGCAUUGCCUGACCUGGGAAGGGUUUUCCUGGUGGAGGCACCGUGGCGGGGUGGAGGAUAUCAGGAAGGCAUCUCCUGUGCCAUGGCCAAAUUGGUGACAUUCCUUUGUCCCAUGUCUGUGCGUGGCUCCUCAUGGUAAAUUCCUGAGGUAUUUUGCUACCAGAACAAGGUGUUUGUGACUUUUUUUGGGAGGUGUCCUUAGAAGGGGUUGGAUUAUCCCACCUGAAAGAACUGGGAAGUCUCAAAUGUCUUCUAAGUGAUCCAGACCCAGGGCCACCUUCCAGUGUGGGGACUGGGCUCACACACAGGGUCACCAGCAUGGAAAACUGGGACAAGAAAGAGGGAAAGGUCAAUUUGAAAAGUCUUUUUAAACCUCCUUUUGAUGGGCACAUUCCACACGGUACAUCCUGCAGGAAAGGUGGGCGUUUGGGACCAGGAACAGGCCUGUGAGCUGGGAAUGAGCUUCUGGGGAGGACCUGCUGUCCCCUCACGUACGUCUUGGGACCCUCUGGGAAUCUCCUGGGAGCCUCUGCUGCCACGCAUCGAUCUCUGCAGCGAAGGAUGGGCUGAGCCACCACCUCGAUUCAAUUUCACGCUCAGUUAAUUUGGGAGCUCCUUCUCCAUUAGGGCUCCUUCACCACAGCCCUGGUGUCACCCUCAUUUAUGUGUCACUCCUAGGACAGCGAGGAAUCCCUGGAGCUGGCUUUGGGCAGCCCCCAGUGGCCCUGGGGACAUUUCAGGAGGUCCCUUGGGGGGCUUUGUGCAAGUUUUGGCAGUUGAGAAUCUGCUCCCGGGUGCCCACAGAAGCUGAUAUAUUUAUUUAUAGCUUUCCUUGGAAAUCAGAACCUGGAAAAUAAAAUGGAGAGCCAUCUCCCAGGAAAAGGCAGGGAGCUGUUUCCAGGCAGCAGAUCGUGCCAGCCCCAGGUGCAGGUGAAGGCCUGGUAACUGAGCCGCGGGAGCGUGACGGAUCAGAGCGGGUGCUGCAGGAGCGGGAUUUUGGGAUUUCAGGAUUUCAGGGCUAUUUCAGAUGGAUUAUCUGGUGUCCUCUCUGCCCUGUCGCUGCCUCGCUGCUCCACCUCGAUCUGCAUCACCCCCUUGGUGUGAUGGGACACUCAGCGCCUGCAUUGUCUCCGUGUCUCCUGGGGUUGGGAUGCACCCACUUCCCUAGGGAGCACUGCCACCCAUCCCUGCCCCACACCACGUCCCAUGGCCAAGCCCAGGGCUACUCCCAGCCCUGAUCCACAGAGAUUUUUCCCCCAAAACCCAUGGAUCCAUACCCAUUGAAGAUGAGGUGGCUGAGGAGGCAGCAGGGCCUCUCUGGUGGUGGGAGGAGGCUCCUCUUGCUCGUUUUCCCCAAUAUUUAAUUAAUAUUGCUGGAAGGUUGCCAGGAUCCCAUUAGGAGUGGGAUAGGACAGAUGGGAUGGACGGGACAGAUGGACACACAGGGACACACAGAACUUGCAGAGGAUCUGUUUAGGGAGCAGUGGGAAUGGGAGCCCCAGCAGCCUCUGGGGCUUUUUGGGCUCAGGGUUUGGAGAAGGCCUGGAUGUGGGAGCAGUGGGAUGAAGCCUCAAGGACUGGAUGCCAUCCCACGACCCCUCAGGUUGGUGCUGGGAUGUUCAUCAUGGAUUCAGGAUGCUCCUUGCUUGUUCUGGUGUCUGGUUUUUCCAAGCCCAUCUGUUCUUACUCCAAACAGCUUUCCAGAAGAAAAAAAAAAGAAAAAAAAAAAGGAAAAAAAAAGCAGCAGUGCCUUGGUACUUACCCUGGGAUUGAAUUUCCCAGAUAUUUGGGUGCAUCUUUGUAGCUGUUAGCUUAUUUAAUAAAACCUGUUUUCCAGAUGAA